This is a messenger RNA of Fundulus heteroclitus (mummichog), 1366 nucleotides long. RefSeq names its product ST6 (alpha-N-acetyl-neuraminyl-2,3-beta-galactosyl-1,3)-N-acetylgalactosaminide alpha-2,6-sialyltransferase 5a (gene st6galnac5a). The record is from RefSeq and is a predicted model, not a curated record. The coding region runs from base 244 to 1239 and encodes 331 amino acids. Gene Ontology annotation, molecular function: alpha-N-acetylgalactosaminide alpha-2,6-sialyltransferase activity. Gene Ontology annotation, biological process: ganglioside biosynthetic process; oligosaccharide metabolic process. The transcript is spliced from 5 exons. Lineage: Eukaryota; Metazoa; Chordata; Actinopteri; Cyprinodontiformes; Fundulidae.
CGGGCGGCGUUAAGACCCAGCAGAUGUUCGGUACAGCGAACAUCUGUCGCCGCGGUCUCCUCUCUGUAUGAAUCGCGCCUGGACUCCUGUCUGGAGACACUCACCCUCAGAGGCAGGCAGGGAUACGGACCGGAGCCGAUCCAGCGGAGGAAGGAGGGGAUGUGCGCCGACGAGUCCGGACCAUGAGAGCAGAAAGUGGAGCCAGACGCACUGAGCCGCGGCGAUAAGACGGCGCGCAGCAAAAUGAAGACACCUAUGCGCCAUGGCGUAGCUGUGCUUCUCGUGCUCCUCCUGUGCGCCAGCUUGUUCCUCGUGUACAACGGGAGUUUCAGCGGUCCUUCCAGGGACGCCAACGACACCCGCGCCCGCCAUCAUGAACAUCUGCAGCAGCCUCCCGAAGCCCCCGUCAGCGCGGCGAAGCCUCACCUGCCGGCCCUCCAGGGAUACAUCAGCAUCAUCGACCAUAAGCCUCUCAGGAUGCACUGCCACACCUGCUCCCUGGUGACCAGCUCGGGUCACCUGAUCGGAGGAGGCCGGGGAGAGGAGAUCGACGGGGCCGAGUGCGUCAUCCGCAUGAACGACGCCCCCACGGCCGGGGCGUACGGCCGAAACGUCGGCCGCCGCACCUCCCUGCGAGUCAUCGCCCACUCCAGCAUGCAGCGGGUGCUGCGCAGUCGCCACGAGCUGCUCAACGCCAGCCAGGACGCCGUGUUCAUCUUCUGGGGUCCCAGUAACUACAUGAGGCGCGACGGCAAGGGCCUUGUGUACAACAACCUGAGGAUGAUGAAUCAGGUGCUGCCCAAGCUCAAAGUCUACAUCAUCUCCUGGCAGAAGAUGCAGCAGUUUGACGAAUUGUUCAAGAAGGAGACGGGCAAGGACAGGAAGAUAUCCAACUCCUGGCUGAGCACUGGCUGGUUCACCAUGACCAUCGCGCUGGAGCUCUGCGAUAGGAUCGAUGUGUACGGCAUGGUGGCCCCUGACUUCUGCAGGGAGCCCCAGCACCAGUCCGUCCCCUACCACUACUACGAGCCGCGGGGGCCAGACGAGUGCGCCAUGUACAUUUCUCACGAGCGCGGCAAACGCGGCAGCCACCACCGCUUCAUCACGGAGAAGCGCGUGUUCGCCAACUGGGCGAGGACGUUUGACAUCCAUUUCUAUCAGCCCGACUGGAGCCCCCCGCCCCUCCCAGCCAACCGGACGCUGGACGGCACGGCCCCUGCAGCUCUGCAGAACACGUGACCGCCGACGGUAUGGGGUGGGGUGGGGUGGGGGGGGGGCGCUUUUAGAGAUCCGUCUCAGAAGGACAGAGGAUGAGGAACACCUGCACUGACCCUGAAAUCUCCUGAUCGGACACGACGCAGGAUAA